CAUUUUUGCUUUGGAUUUCUUCUCUCUUUCUCUCCCUAUUUGCAGAGCAACAAUGGCAACAUAUCAUUUUCAGUCACAACUUCAUCUUUCUCUCUCGGCUUUGAUCUCUGCUUGCGAAGGCGAUGCAAACCAGUGAUCAUUGCUUUUUCCAUUUUCCCGUUCUCCGCCGAAACCUAAUCUCUCCGUCGCUAUUUCCCUAAACAUCUCCAAUCGCAGCGAUCUGAUUUUUGGGUUCAGCCUCCACAGUGAAUCAUCACUGUUUUAGGGGUGUGCCAUCUCUACAGGUUCUUCAUGGGAAAUUGGCAUUGUAUUCAACUCUGCAUAUAUUUAUUAGCAGUGAGUUCAUGUAUAUGGUCACCUGGAAGCUGUUUGCUUGGUGAUUCAGUGUCAAGUCAGGCGGUGGAUUCUCCAAUUUCUGACUCCAAUAGCAGAAAUGCUGAAGCUUUUUCUCCCAUCAAGGAAUUUCUGUUGAAGUCUUAUUAUGACCGAUAUACAAAUUUAGAUGAUUCAGAUUUUGAAAUUUUCGUAUCUCGAGAAGUCACUUCUAGUUUGUGUGAAAUGCUUCCGGAUGACCAUAAUUUCAUGUUGAGAUUGUCAGUUCUGAAGCGCAAUCUUAUUGGUGAAGGUUCUCAUCGUAGUAUAUCUACAUUAAUCAAACUUCAAAACCAACCGUCAAAGUCUUUGUCUGAACUUUUAAGCCACUCAUGUGAAUUCAUAUUUAUCGAAAGACUGCCUUCUGGAGUUUUCGCUGAUCCAUUUGAAUUACAACGUCUCGUUCAGCGUGGUGUGUUCAACGAUAUAGCUGUCUUUGGUGAUACAAAUCUGGAGCUGCCUUCGUUCCUGUCCAAUCGUUCUGCUGUUGAAAUCCACUUAGAUGUUGACCCAAAUAUAUUGCUAGAGCCUUCUAAUAUCAACAUAGAGCUUCCAUUGCAUGCACGAUAUCAACCUCUGAAUGAAAGUGGCUACUCGACAAUUAAAUUUGGUAAACCAGAUUUGCUAGUGCGUUGCAGCACAAAAGAAAAGAUGGGAAAUCGGAAUUGCUUCCUCAAAUUAAAAAAUGAUGAUGCCAAUCUGGAUGAUCCUGAUCUUUUUUGGAGAAUACCUGCUGGAAGAAAGGCGCAUGCUGAUGUUGUUUCUGCUGUUACAUUCAUUGCAGCAUUGUUGUCAACUCUUGUAAUUGCUGUCACCUCAUUAAGUUUGACUAAUAGCAGACUAAGUAAAGAUUUAAAACAAUCAUGAACGUUUUGUAAAUGAUAAUUUGUUUUGUUUACCACAGUAACUCUACACAUGUGAUGUUUGUUUUAUUUAUUAAUGGAGUAUUUUCUCAAUA
Messenger RNA from Lotus japonicus, 1330 nucleotides. RefSeq lists its product as uncharacterized. Lineage: Eukaryota; Viridiplantae; Streptophyta; Magnoliopsida; Fabales; Fabaceae. The record is from RefSeq and is a predicted model, not a curated record. Gene Ontology annotation, cellular component: endoplasmic reticulum membrane. Bases 292 to 1239 code for a protein of 315 amino acids. Gene Ontology annotation, biological process: GPI anchor biosynthetic process. The transcript is spliced from 5 exons.